Molecule: messenger RNA, 2251 nt
Organism: Suillus discolor
Lineage: Eukaryota; Fungi; Basidiomycota; Agaricomycetes; Boletales; Suillaceae
Exons: 4
Coding region: 84-1889 (601 amino acids)
Source: RefSeq, a predicted model, not a curated record
UAUUUAUCUUGUGUGACAACAUCGUUCUCUCAUCCAUGUCUUCAACCAUCAACGACAUCUAAAAAACCAAGUCAUCCACGACCAUGAAUAUGGAUCAUAGUAAUGGCACUAGACACCUGACUCUCUUGAACACCUCCAGCUCGUCAACAGCAGCGAGUUCUCUCCCUUCCCCGCCCUAUUCCCCCCCUCCAAGUCACAGCACACCAUCCUCGAGUGCCCACGCACGAGGCGUAUCCCCCAACGACGCGACAACAGCCCUCAAAGCUACCCGCCGGCAAUCUUCCAUCUCCUACAUAUCUUCCCGCGUCGAUGUGUUCUCGAGACAUGGGACAUCCACGUCUCCAACAGUAGCUGAUGCUUCGAUAGGAACGGAUGCGGUACAUGGAGCGGGAGGUCUAUUCGAAGGAUGCAAAAGGACCUCACGCUCGAUGAAGAGGCAUACUAUGGUAGGACUCGAGGAGUUGCGCGGAUUAAAUGCAGUCGGGGAAGCCCGCACGCGUCUGUCUGUUGGAAGUGCUAGUGCCAGUGGGGGUGUAGAGAGAGCUGCCCUAACAUUAGCUGAGAAGCACGCUGACCUCCUGCACGAAAUUGCAGCCGCUGAGAGCAGACGCCUCGAGCUGUCUGGUCAACUGGCUGCUGUUGAAGGGGAUCUAGGAGAACUAAAACGAAAAUGGGAGCGCAUCGUCAACCGCGAACCACCUCAUCCCAUUCUUUCCUCGUCCACACCCACUGCUUCAGUCGUAGGUGGCCUCAAAGAAGGCGUAAGAUUGCUCGCAGCAGGUCUGAGCGACCUAAGUGACCUUUCUUCUCCGAUUCCCUCACCAACUCCCCCAACCGACACAGAAGAAACAGCAGGGGUCCCGAGGCGUCACACGCAGCGUGUGAGCGACUCGUCCGCGUCAACGUCAACGCGUUCAGGGAUGACACAAUUCUCGAGGAGUUCCGUGUCAUCUGUCUGGGACGAAGAUAUUUCCCUUUCUUCUGGUAUCGGCGCGGAACGACAUUUCACGAAUCAAACACGAGAAAGGGAAGCAUCAAGAGCGAGACAGGAAAAAGUCUUUCGUCGGAGAUCGCGCGAUCUUUCGCAUCCACCGACUGCAUUUAUGAGGCAUGCCAGUUCUUAUAAUAGUACGAGUACCAGUGUGGACCUCGGGCGAGGCAGCGUGGAACUCGACUCGACUACAGAGGUCGUUCAGGGUACAAUCAAUCCAGGCUUAGACGCGUCCGUUACAGCGGUGGCUUCAGAAUUCGAUGCAGACGGUCCAGGGUCUUCACCAAGCACAAAUACACUCCUUAGCAAACGCUCCUCUGUGGUACCGCCUACAUCAAUGCCUGGCGCCGGAUCGCUCGGCGUAGCUGGUGGGUGGGGAAAUGUCAGUCGCAAGCUUGGAGGUGAUGUAUUCUCCAAAAGCCAAAAGCGAGCUUCCAUCCUCCUCGCAGACGUCUCUCAAUCCAUUGUAUCAGCAUUAACCGCAGGCCCAGUAGCAACCUCACCCGCACCCGUUCCCACAUCAAUACAAACAUCAACACCUUCCCUUUUCCCAUUCCCCUCAUCCCUCCGCACACCCUCAAGCAGCACCACCUCCCUACACAGAACCUUACCGAGCGCUUCCUCUUCCUCACACACACCAUCAUCAAACGCGAGCUCUCCAUUGACGCGCUCCACGUACCUGCACACUCGCACCAAAACUCAUGCCCCUACCCCGCGCACAAACAGUUGGUUGGAAGAUGAGGAAGAUGAGGAUACGGUGAAUGCUGGGAGGGUUUUGAUGCCAUCUGUGCUUACGCCCACCUCUGCCUCCGCGUCAGUACGCAAAACACCCGAUUCACUCGCACCCGCUGAAGGAGGAACGGCGCCGAGUUUCGAAGACGAUGACUGGAAUUGGUAGCAGCUACCGUUGUCCGCUUUUGAUGUCCUCUGGCAGGUUUUGAAAGAUGAAGAAUAGCUAUGACUCGAAGUGUGUGCGAGGCGUAAAUGGUAUUGUAUGUUUAUACUAUAGAUAUUUGCAUUUCCUUCAUUCGUGCAGGCGGGUACGACAACGAGCUUUGAUGACGAUGAUGGGAGUUGGUGGCGGUGGAGGAUGAAAAUUAAAAGUGAGUGCGUGGAUAGGGGGUAUUGUGAGUAUGUUUUAUGUUUAUAGAUAUUCAUUGUAUUUUUUGUUCUGUCUUGUGCUCAAUGUGUUGUCGCAUUGAAAUUAAUUGCAUGUACGAUCGACGAGUCUGGUAGGUUAGAAAUUUUGCUCACAAGGGC